AUGGUCAAAGUCACAGUGGCAGGCGGCUCUAAUGGCCUUGGGCGAGUCAUUGUUCGUGCCAUUGCAGCCACCGGCAAGCAUGAGGUUUCGGUGCUCUCGAGACACAGCAAAGAAAAUGAUCCCAAGGAUUCCAUUCCGGUGCUAGUCGUAGACUACUCCAGCCCGGAGAGUAUCGCCGACGUCAUUCGGUCCAAUGGCACUGAAGUCGUCAUCUCUACCAUCGGCGUCCUUUUCGAAGACACCCACCAGGCUCAGAUGAACCUUAUCGAAGGUGCUGAGAAGUCUGGAACUGUUAAACGUUUCGCUCCUAGCGAGUUUGCCUAUGAUUAUCUUGCGGCCAAAGAAGGUGGGUACCCGUGCCAACUACCCGGCCUCGAGGGCUACAAGGGCAACACCUACAAGAUCGAGGCUUUCAAGAAAUUGCAAUCCACAAGUAUGGAAUCCACGCGAUUCAUUAUUGGGUUUUUGAUGGAUUACUACGGCGCUCCGGCCGAGUUGCCUCCCGUCUUGCCUCUUGCCGUGGUCCUAGACAUUGAGAACAACAAAGCAGCCUUGCCUGUCACCGGCGAGGACAAGGUCACUCUGACGCAUUCCGAAACGAUUGGAAAAUUUGUCGCCGCCAGUUUGGAUCUGAAGGAGUGGCCAGAGAAGUCGUGGAUCAUUGGAGACACGUUGACUUGGCGAGAGGCACUUGGCUUUGUGGAAAGCACGCGCAAGAUCAAGCUCGAUGUCCACUUCGACUCCAUCGAUGAUCUGAAAGAAUCGAAGAUUACAGAACUCCCCGGCAACAUACCAAAGUAUGAGUUGGUUGGAAAGCCGUUCAUUGACGGAAUGAUGUCGCUUUGGUCUUUGGGGUUUGCCUGGGGCUGGUACGACUUGACUUCAUAUAAGAAGUCUGAAAAGACAUUGAAUGAGGUGUUUCCGGAACUGGAGACCCUCACGUUCAAGAGCUUCAUGGCGCGCUGCUUUAGAGAGGAGGCAAAGUGA
Fusarium keratoplasticum is the source of this 987-nucleotide messenger RNA. RefSeq names its product NmrA domain-containing protein. The record is from RefSeq and is a predicted model, not a curated record. The transcript is spliced from 4 exons. NCBI's taxonomy places the organism in Eukaryota, Fungi, Ascomycota, Sordariomycetes, Hypocreales, Nectriaceae. The coding region runs from base 1 to 987 and encodes 328 amino acids.